AUGGCACCUCUCGUCCCCGUCUUCUCCGCAGACGCCUUACCCGACCAUGUCAACACCAUCCAGCGCAACUUCCAAGACAAACGUCGUAAAGGCCCGGCCGUCAACCUCAAAGAAUGCGCACUCCUCGAGAUGAUGCAGUAUUCCUGCAAUCCGCCGUCGGAAGAGAUUCCGCAACCGGGAGUCAUCGUAUGCAAGCCGGUGGUGCGCCUGUUUCGACGCUGCGCCGGCGGAUUGACAGUAGAGACAACAUCGUGGGAAAGACUCGGGCCAGAGACAAGCAAAACGCAAUCUAUGGGCACGAGAUCGUGA
Messenger RNA from Penicillium cinerascens, 309 nucleotides. RefSeq lists its product as uncharacterized. The record is from RefSeq and is a predicted model, not a curated record. The transcript has 2 exons. Gene Ontology annotation, cellular component: mitochondrial inner membrane peptidase complex. NCBI's taxonomy places the organism in Eukaryota, Fungi, Ascomycota, Eurotiomycetes, Eurotiales, Aspergillaceae. Bases 1 to 309 code for a protein of 102 amino acids.